This is a messenger RNA of Chenopodium quinoa (quinoa), 3178 nucleotides long. RefSeq lists its product as uncharacterized. The record is from RefSeq and is a predicted model, not a curated record. NCBI's taxonomy places the organism in Eukaryota, Viridiplantae, Streptophyta, Magnoliopsida, Caryophyllales, Amaranthaceae. Gene Ontology annotation, molecular function: protein dimerization activity. The transcript has 2 exons. Bases 2259 to 3008 code for a protein of 249 amino acids.
UUUCAAGCGUUAAUCCCCUUGCUUAAACCCCAUUGUGAUCAUACACUAAAGUACGGUGGCGUCCAAAAAGGAAGAAGAUAGAGCAAAAGAGUCGCCAACAAGUUUUAGGAACUUGUAAACCGUUCACAGGGUGAAGGUUACACCCCUUAACAAUCCAAGAGAUCGUCAACCAGUGGCGGAUCUAGCGGGGGUUCAGGGGGUUCAACUGAACCCCGUUAGAUCCGGAAAAAAAAAUUAAAAGUUAUUUUAAAAAAAAACCUAUAAAUAAAAUAUCUUAAAUAAUUGUUUACUAUGUCAGGCGCUAGCUCAGUUGGUUUAGUGACUCUCAAAUUGUGCCACAGAUUGCGUGUUCGAAACCCAGGACGCGCAACUUUAUUAUUUUUUUCUUUUUUCUUUUCUCCCUUUUUUUCCCUGUAACUUUCGUUCUAUUCAAUUGUUCCCUUUCUUUUCUCAAUUCUCAUACACUGCUCACUGCUGCUUGCUAAACCCUAACUUUCUUCUCCAUUUUUUCUCACUUCUCAAGACGCCGCACUGAGACACGUCCACACCUGUCGCCACUACUCACCGACGAGGCCACGAGGGUCAAGGGCGACGCCGACGAUCUACUCGAGUGUACUAGUGUGUGACCAUGAAAAGUUUGGAGCACUUUUGGAACAAAUCUCAAAAAAUCAUCAAAAUUUUCCUUUCCAAACUCUAAACCUAUUAGUGAAGACAUAGAGGAUGAAGAAGACAUAGAGUCACCUAAUGUCAUUCAACCUCCACUUGAAAGCAAUUCACAACCACAUGGAGCAAGUACUUCAAAUGUUGGUGUCGAGGAUCGCGUAUACGAUGUUGAACUUCUUCCACAUGAUCCCGGAAAAAGAAUUCCAAUCUUGGGGUACCCUUCUAAUGAUCAAGAUGCCGUGAGGAGAGGAUAUAUUUCCAAGAAAAGUUGUGACCCACGCACUCAUAAUUUCCCUCAACGAUCAAUUGGAGGUAUGCGUCACUUUAAUGUUUAUUGGUUUGAUAAGUAUGAAUGGCUUGAAUAUAGUGUUGAGAAAUAUGCGGCCUUUUGUUUUGUGUGCUACUUGUUUAAGGACAAAAUUACAUCUCCGGGUGGUGAUACUUUUGUAAAAGGGGGAUUUAGGGGUUGGAAUAAAAUUGAAAGAUUUGAUAGACAUGUUGGUGGUGUUGGUAGUGCUCAUAAUCAAGCUCAAGAGAAAUAUGAUAACUACAUAAAACCAAAAACAUCAAUCAUAGAAACUUUUAGUACAUACACAUCAGAGGCUAGAAUUUUUUACAAAAGACGCUUAACAUACUCACUCAAAUGUGUUAGGUUUCUUUUGAAUCAAGGUUUAGCUUUUCGGGGACAUGAUGAAAGUGAGGAUUCAAGUAAUCGAGGGAACUUUCUAGCCCUUUUAGAAUGGCUUGCUGAUAAUAAUGAUGAUGUUAAGCAGGUUGUAUGAACUAGUGCUCCCGGAAACAAUCAAAUGAUUGCUCCAUCCAUCCAAAAAGACCUUAUAAACUCUUGUGCCAAAGAGACCACUAGGCUACUUAUAGAAGAUCUUAAUGGUGACUACUUUGGUAUACUAGCUGACGAGUCUAGUGAUGUGUCUCAAAAAGAACAAAUGGCCCUUUGUUUGCGUUAUGUGAAUAAAAAAGGUGGGAUAGGUGAAAGGUUUCUUAGAAUUGUACAAGUUGGAGAUACAACUACUUUAACAUUAAAACUUGCAAUUGAAACUUUGCUUAUGGAACAUUCAUUGAGUUUGUCUAGAGUUCGUGGACAAGGUUAUGACGGGGCUAGUAACAUGAGGGGUGAGAUAAAUGGUCUAAAACUUUGGUCAUGAAUGAUACGAAAGAAGCUUAUUAUGUUCAUUGUUUUGCUCAUCAACUUCAAUUGACUCUUGUUGUUGUUGCUAAAUGAUGAUUGUAUUUGGCUUUUUGAACAACUUACAAUGUUGUUGAAUGUGAUUGGAGUAUCUUGUAAGCGAAGGGAAAUGAUCAGAGAAACUCAAUCUCAAGAAGUGCUUGAAGCAUUAGAUUUAGGUGAAAUUGAAAGUGGACAAGGGUUAAACCAAGAAAUGGGUUUGGGUAAGCCGGGUGAUACUCGUUGGGGAUCACAUUAUAAAACUGUUGCGAAUGUCACUUCAUUGUAUUCUUCCAUUGUUAAGGUUAUUAAAAAGAUUGGAGCAAAUAAGAUUUACAAGGAGGAUCGUGUCAAAGCUAUCACUAUUAUGGAUACAUUUGAGUCAUUUGAGUUCAUAUUCAUGAUACACUAAAUGUCCGAAAUUUUUGGGAUAACAGAGAAAUUGUGUCAAGCUUCGCAAAGGGGGGAUCAAGAUAUUGUUAAUGCCAUGUCAUUUGUUACCUUGACCAAAGAGAAGUUGCAAAAGAUGAGGGAACAUGGGUGGGAUGACUUUUUAGAUCUUGUCACUUGUUUUUGUGUUAAACAUAACAUUUAUGUUCCUGGUAUGAGUGAUUUGUAUGUUCCCCGUGGGAGAUCAAAGCGCUUCUUUGCUAAAGUUCAAAAUCUUCAUCGCUUUCGAAUUGAGAUGUUUGUAAGUGUUAUCGAUUUACAACUUCAAGAGCUUAAUAAUAGAUUUGAUAAGGCAAAUAUGGAGUUGCUUGUUUGUAUGGCUUGCUUGAAUCCUAUCAAUUCUUUUGCUGCAUUUGAUAAGAAAAAGUUGAUGAGACUUGCCGAGUUUUACCCGAAAGAGUUUCCAAGUAAUGAUAUGACAAUGACAGCACUUCGUCAUGAACUUGAGUUUUUUAUUGAUGACAUGCGGAAAGAUGAGAGGUUCAACAAAUUGAAGGAUAUUAAUGAGCUUUCUAUGAUGCUAGUUGAAACAAAUAAACAUUGUUCUUACAAAAUGGUUUAUUUGCUUGUUCGAUUAGUAUUAAUCCUUCCGGUGGCAGCUGCAAGUGUGGAAAGGGUGUUUUCUUCGAUGACUUAUGUGAAGAACAAGUUGAGAAAUAGUAUGGGAGAUCAACUAAUGAAUGAUUGUUUAGUCACAUUUCUUGAACGUUAGUGACAAUGAUGUAUUGGAACGUUUUCAAAGUAAGAAAACUCGAAGAAUGCUUUUGUAAUUUGCAUCUUUUUUAUGUAUUGUAUUUUGACAUUUAAUUGAAGUUAUGUAUUGUUGUAUCAGAUCAUUUUAUUUUGCAAUUUUAUUGAAAUUUGGACUUAUUUUGUUGUUUA